Molecule: messenger RNA, 8432 nt
Organism: Acanthoscelides obtectus
Lineage: Eukaryota; Metazoa; Arthropoda; Insecta; Coleoptera; Chrysomelidae
Source: the annotation of a GenBank genome assembly
CAGCAAACUGUCUUCCAAUAUUCAUAGCUAACGACGACCUCCGCUUUAGGCGAAUCAAGUGCAAUGCUACAGUACUGUGUUACUGUGCAGGCAUCAAUUCUACGAACCUCUCUGUACUUAUGACUACUCAAUUGGUGGAAAACAAAUGCGACGGGGGAGAAUGGUCGUGCACUCCUCCAAAAGAAUGCUGCAAACAGGGCUGCUGUUUUCUCUUUUCAUCGUCAAUUUUCAAAGGCUCAUCGGCGACGCCGUCUUUUCAAUCGGGGUCUGUGUUCAACCCACUCUUCUUAGGACAUUGGUAUUUUUGGUUGGCAGUAACAGCAACGGUAGCAGGAAUCCUGUGCGCAUGCUCUCUAUGGCGAAAACACCACCAAGGUUCACUAUGCUGCCGCGAAUCUAGCAGAGAUGAAAGGAUUUCCGAGCCUGAUUCAAAUGGAUCAUGUUAUGCUCCUCCGCAGUGGCUGCAAAACCCGAUCUGUAUCCACUUGUGAUAAGUUACAACGCGGAACCCGUUAUAAAGAACAGUAACGGUUCCACUGGCUACCUAAUGGUUCAGUAUUUUAGAAAUUUUAUUGUUAGACCUGUUGGUACGUUAUCAGCAACAAGCACAAUAGAUUCGCUAAGUUCCAGCUUUCUAUGUAAUGCGGCAAACGAAGCGAAUUCGAUGAUACCGCCUCCAUAUUCGCACAUGGGUAGUUUAGAAGAAAUAACAACAGACUGUGGGCCACAGUCUCAAAAUGAAUCUCAACAGACUGACAACCGGUCGCCAAGUCAAACAGCGCAACAGCCUACUCCUAGUCCGGACCAGAGAACUAUGUCUCGAUCCGUCUCUUCGAACUCUCAACAGGAAUAUCAACAGGUCCUACAUACAAGUUCCAGUGCCCACACCCCUCUUUGCAGUAGCCAGAGUGGAAAUAUCGUACUAGCACCGCUCCCAGGCGUUCGUUCUACCCCUGUUACGCCACGCCCCCACAAUCCUGUCGUAUCGAUAACUAACAAUCCUUGUUUUGGAACGGCGCAGCCUAAUACACAGCCGCAAAAAUUAGUAACAACAACGUCACAAGAUAGUAACACAUCAGUGCAUAUACCAGUAACAUCACAUAGGACGAAAAGAACGCUUCAAGAGCAACGAAGAAAGAUAUCCAAGGAAGACUCUGAGAGUCAAGAAGAUGAAAAUAACUUCUCGGAUUUGCUCAAUUUAAGCGUCUGUAUGCCUGGAGUGAUAGAGAGGAUGGAUACUGUCAAUUCUCAGGAGUUCCAGUUCAGCGUCACGAACAGCAUAGGUUCAGAUAUCAGCAGCCUAGCGAACUUGGGCUCUCCGGGCUCUCCACCUAGAGCAACGAGUCCUACCGCCGAAAUGCGCCAUUUGUUGGAUAAGAUUCAACAGCUUCCUCAGCAGAAGAGCCCACAGAUGCAUCCGGAAAAAGAAAAGGAAAAACCUAUUAGUAGAGGCUGCUUCCAUAAGAUUAGGGCCAAGACGAUGUAUAUGCCUUUGAACAGCGGGGAUGGAGCUAAGAGUAGAAGCGUAUUUUCUCGCAGCUGGCUUUCGCGCUCAGCACCCUGCACACCCUCUGGAGCUCCGCCUCCCUCUUUCCCCGCCCACCACCACCAGUACCACAAGGCAGGCACAUCCAAGCCCGCAAUGGGCGGAGCUAAAAGCAACUCGCGCACCAACCUGAAAGCGCGGAACAUGAAGGGCGGGGAUAGCAGCCCGCUGUUGCUCAGAGAACACGCCGAAGAGAGCGAAGAGGAGGCGCGGCAAAGAGACGAACGGUUGUGAUUGGACGAAGGCAAUCGGAAGGAGGAGCUAACAGUUAGGGGGGCAGCGUUGCUGAAGUAUAUCGGAAAUAGUAUAGCGAGGGCGGGUAUAAACGCGAGUAAUGCUAGUAAAGAUGAAGUUGGGGAUGAUGAAAUGAUGUUUCAAUAGAUGAUGUGCGAUUAUGGUGGCUUUCUAAGUGAUUGAGUGUAGCGGAACGCUGCAAGACUUGAUAUAAAAUUGGUUCUAUGUUUCCAUUCAUCCCUUGAAAAGAGCAUUUGCUUUUGGGAUAUGGUAAUACCGCGCAAAGUACAAGUAAGGCACGGGCGCCUGCAGGGGGAGCAGAGGGGGCUCAGUCCGGUUGAGUUGUUGCACAAUUUUUAGGAUCUUUUAGUUCUGGCUUCCCUUUGGAAAAUUUGCUACCCCGCUUUUCGAAAUGUUUGUGAGCAGGUACGUCUCAAAAGAAAGCUAUCUCUUGCCGAUGAUCGCCCCCCUGCGGGCGCCCAUGCAGUUCGGUUACUUGCUUAAGAUUUUCUAAUGGUCACUGGAUGUUACCUUGGAUAUGUUACUCUUUCAAUUCCCUCUUAGGUGUUCGUAAUAAAUUCUGAUUCAUGAAAAAUUAUCAUAUUGAUAAGGUCUUCAUGACACAAAGAGGUAAACAUUAUUUUUUGCAAUUUAACGUUCAACACAGUUGUAAAUGCCUUUUUGGCGCUGUGAUAGCACAGUACGUUUUAGAUUCGUUUAUGGUAGAAUUCUGAGAGUAUCCGAUAUUUUGCAUUUCAAUUUCCUUUACUAUAAGAAACGCCAAAUCAAAACAGAUAUUAAUUUAAUAGCAUACAGACAAUAACAAACAAAACUAAACAAGUUUACAUGUUGCAUAAAGAAGCUUUUCAGCUGCAUUUUAGUUUGCUUGCUUUCUCACCGCAUGCACAACUAACAUGUUGCUUUUGACGAAUUAUUAUUGUAGAUUAUUAUUUUGCCGUGUACAGUAUACGUAUACGGAGUGUUCCAUAGACAAAUUAAAUUCAAUAUACAGAAAUAAGUAGUGAAUAUUGUAAAUGAGCAUAAAAUAUAUUUUGCGCUGUGACAAUCCUAUAAUUUUGAUUUGAAAAUUUUUUGCAGUAUUAUUUGUUGCGUUUAUUAGAUAUUUUCAAAAAUUGAAGGCUAUAUAGAUCCACCUUUUUGAAAUCAGCUGUUUGACACAUUUGAUGUGAAGUUUGUCUUGAGUGGAACAUACCGUAUACCGCAAAAUGGUAAAACUAAAGUGCUUUAUAGCCCUGGUAUGAUGUAUGAUCCAGGAAAAAACAAAAAACCCCAAAGUGCGGUAAGUCCUGAAAUUACUGGAUUUGCUUCACUAUAUACACAAAUGAGUUUUUCUAUUUUGAACUUGGAUGAUUUGUAAACGGAACACAGCACAUAUAUAAGGACUGACUUGACUUAGAGCACCUUGUUUACGUUAUUCUCUAAACGAUAUUUGUCAAUCAUUUUUCCCACAUCAUACAUUUCAUCUUCGUCUUACUAGUUAUUAACAGAUAAUUGCGACAGAUUCAAAAUUAUAAUUUAACCUCAAGAAAGGAAUUAUAUCUAUUUUUGAACACGGCUAUUCAACAUUCAUAGUGAUGAAGCGACCUUAUGUGUUUUGAUAGGUAAACUUCGACAUUUCUUACAGCGUACACUUUUGGUUCAUUUUUUUCUUGAGGCAUAAAAGGUUAAAUAUGAGCCCGUCGCAGUUAUCGAGAACAAAGUAAUCAUACUAAGCGAUGUUAACGAAUUAAAUUUAAAUACAUAGUCACUAUUUUUUUAUAAAUGUGAGUGUUUUGCUGCUUAGAUGAAGAGGGAAUUAGGAUGAGAUUACAUUGAGGUUACCGAAAUCACUAGCAUCCAGGGUAUUCCAAAAUAACUGGUCAGUUUCUUGGUGCUAUGCAGAAUACAAAAAUAACACCACGCACAUCUUGGUGUACAAGGACAAUAAACAGCUGAAACAAUUUUGUUGAAAUCACAUUUUUUUCAGAUGAAUGCUUUCCAAAAAUGUUACUUUUGAGCCAUUAUUGUACAGGGUGUAAAAUAUAUCUCGUUAUGUUCAAAAUGUUAUCUAUAGACAUCGUCAUUCAAGGCGCCAUCUGGUUAUUAAGCUGUCAAAAUUGCGUUGCCAGUGUAGUUCGGAAAUUAUUUGAGAGAACCGGAUAUCCUGUGCAUCCGCAGAUGAGCUCGCUACGACAUUUUUUAUAGGUACCAUCGGCUGUACCUUUGAUCCGGGGGUGUCAUGACUCAUGACCCCCUGGGCGAAUCUAGUUGGACCACUAAUAUCUUACUUUCGAAUCUCCUUGAUACAUUUAAUAAAUAAAGAAUUUUUGCAAAUAUGUGAUGGAUACAAACGGGCAAGAAGUCACCAGAUUUGGUGAAAAAUCACCACACUUGGCAACCCUGAUCAAUUUGUAAGUGCAUCAGUGAUGGCAUGGAAAUAACAGGGUUGUGUAAUUCUGGUUGCCUAUAUGUUGAAGGGGUAACAUGUAUGUAUUUAUUAACUGUUGAUCCUGACAGUCAAGCUACUGCUGAUGCCCCUUUUUGUAUUCUAUACGUAUCCGAGAGAUUAACAUGUUAUUCUGGAGAACCCUUUUUUAAAGUGAACCUUUCUACGGACCUAAUUAAGCUUGUUCGAAAGAAAGCUCGCAAAGUAGCUGAAUAUAAUUUCAUUUUAGCAAACCUCUGUCCUCUACUCCCUCUUUGUGCAUUUGUUGAAAAAUUGUAAACUGUUAAACCUUCGCAAGUAUUGAUGUUAGAUAUGACGUGUGUUUCGUGAAUUAUUAUUAUACUGCUAUUAUUAAUUUUUACAGUGGCCAACACAGUUUUGAAUAUUUUAAUUCGGAUAUAAACAGGGGUCCGCAAAGUUGGGGUUUUCCUUUUCAGAAACAACUACCCUUGAAAUAACAAAGGUAAUGUGUAGUGAAACGAGGGCGACCAAGUAAAAAAAAUAAAGGAAAAAGUACUCACUCUCCAGUUGACGAGAAUGACUAAGUAUGUCUCUGCCCGAAAUCAUACCGCUCCAACAGAAAAUGAAAUCAGCUGAAGCGCUACCGAGCAGACGCAGAAACCACAUUGAUUGUCUUACACUAAAUGGCACAUCUAACAAGGAAGGCAAAAUAUUGCGUAAAAAGUCUAGGUAUUGCAUUCCGGCCAAUCGAUUUGGGAGAAUAAAUGGUACAAUGAGCAUACCGUUCACCAUACCAGCCCAAACAUUCACCGAAAAUGUGCCCGACGGACAGCGUGCGGAUUUUCUACUGACCAAACAUGAGUGUUGCGAAAGUUAUUCACCCCAUUACGCGUGAACGUAGAUUCGUCUGUCACCAAUAUGCACUUCAAAAACUCCGGAUUAUUGUCAUGUUGAUGCAACAACCACUUACAAAACUGCACUCUUGCUGGAAAAUCGUCAGGUUGAAGGGCUUGGACACGUUGGACGUGAAACGGAUACAGCCCCUCUUCACGCAGCGUUUGCCACACUUUAGUUUUUGAUACUUGCACUUCUCUAGCCACGCCUCUAGUGCUUGUUGUGGGAUUCUCGUCUACGCGAUUACCUCUACACGCGUGACCGUAACCGUCGGUUGAAGGUUGCAUACUGACCUGACACACUGACCCCGACCCAGUUCUGUCGUCGGGUUGAGCCAGUCGCGGGUCGCGGCUACAGGACGGUAUUCAGAUAUUUUUGAUAUUGCAGAGCCCUUUAUCUCGGUUCCCUUAAGACAUUGGUGUAUAUGGUACUAAGAAAAAUUGCUUAUGUUUUCAAGAUCUACACGUCGUGUAAAGGAAAACCCCAACUUUGUAAUUACUGUAAUUACCACUUUUAAUGCUUGAAGUUUUUACUAGUAUAUUUUACUGAAUGUUUUCCGUUAACUAUAAAAUAGUAUAGUACAGAAAGAUUCGACAUAUCUUUAAACAUCAUCGCUACACAUUAUGUGGAAAACAGACUAAAACAUUAUGGCUGGCCUUGAAGUUUUGAUUAUUGCUGUGAUAUCGAUAUUCAGAAAUUAAAAGUAUUUAACACUGUGAUAGCCAUUGCUAAUACUGUAAAAACUUAUUCGAUGUAGUGAUAUGAAGGCCAAAGUAUUGAAAACGAUAUUAAUAUAUUUAUUAUCUGAAUAUUUGUUAGACUGUGAGUUUGUUCAUUUGUUUGUCUUGUGUAUAUAGAACUGUUUUGUUGAUAAGGCUCAUUUGAGCUGUUUUAGGAACGUGAACGUUUACACAGAGGUAAUGGAGAUGUAUUCCUUUCAGUUUUCAUAAAAUUUUCGCACUGUAUAAGCAACCUUACACAUUUAUUAAUUCCUCUAAAUGUGCAAAAGUGUUUUACUAACGUCGCCUUUAUCCUGAGAAUACUAUUUAUUUUUAUUUGUAAAUUCGUUCCAAAAAAAGACGCUGAGCGGUUCUGAACUCACAAACCAUCAUUUAACUUUUGAAAAACUUAAAGCGAGUAUCAAUAGCCGCUACUUACGUGUCGAGUGUCAGACAUCUGUCAUUUGACAGGUAUAGGGAUGUUCCGAUCCACCAAAAGUAUCGAUUCGUAUCGUUUUAGGAAGUAUUAAUACUCUAAAAUAUCGAAAUGAAAAUAUCGAUACCACAAGUAUCACUAAUAAAAAUAGAUCAAAAAAUACCAGGGAAUAAUGUUUUGUUUUGAACUAUAAUGCUUAAUCAAUCAUUACUAUAUCACUGUCUGUCAUGUGUGUGUAAUUCCCCAAAAUAGAAUCCAGCUCAGUUUCCCCAGUUGAAAUGUAAAAAUCCACUAAAUACAGGAUCCCCAAAAAAUACCAUUUAUUUUUCGUUACAUAGGUUUAUGAUUUGUUAGGUAUCUUAAAAAAAUUUUACAUAAUAAUAACCCCCACCCCCGUUAAAUGUGUUUCCCCAAAAAACUCUAAAAAAAUAUCCCUAAAAUCUUCUUCCACAUUGAAUUAAACCCUCUGGUAUCCCUGGAAUCCAAAAUAAAGUAUGUGAAGUCGUGAAGUGAGUAGCACCAGCGGAAGGAAACAAAGAACAAAAGCAAUCUGAAGUGAAUCACUCUUUCUGACACAGCCGAAUGGAAAUAUAACCAUAGUCGUGAAAUCUAUCGAUACACCCAAGUAUCGUUUAUAAAAAUAUCGAUCCAAAAUAUCGGGUAUCAGAAGCAGAAGUAUCGAUUCUUCUAAAAAUCGGAUCGUAUCGAACAUCCCUAGACAGGUGUCACAGUUGUCAUCUAAAUCGGAAGGAUUCUUCUUUUGAGGUUUGCUAACAUUUUCUGAAUUCUGGUUUUUGGACUAAUUUUAUGCUGAAUUACUGACACUCAUGCUGCUAAAACCAAUUUUUAAUUUACAUCGUUUUUAAAUUAGUUCAGAAUCACUCUUGGAACAAAUCGCAUAGUAUCUGCAUAUACCUCCAGGAUAAUAAAUUUUGCAGAGCCUAAACGGAAAAUAAUGUCAUAGCGUAUUUUUACGUCGCCUACACAGAGAUUCUAAACUUAGGUAGGUGUAACGAUAGGUACUAACAGUUUGAAUUUGAAAAUGUAUGUAUGUAAUUAUUCGCAUCAAACAGUAUUUUUAUAUGUCACCAAGAAGCAAAACAAGUAUUGUUAAAUGUGAAAUCUGUACUUAACUGGUUAAUUCAGGGGACUAGAUGUCCUCGUAUAAAUAUGCUGUUAUUUUCUAUUAGUGACAAAAGUGUGACAGCUAACAAGUUCAUCUCUAAACAAAAAUCCGAAGCCUACGUGCAGUGUUGCCGAACCGAAGAAGACGAAAUCGGUAGAUAGUAUCAUUGGAAUUCGGUAGAUUCAAUGACAAAAUCAGUAGGAGGAAAAAUCAGAGCCAAUGCAAGAUAAAUAGUGGAUCAAGGCCUUUGCUUCACGCAGCGCCGUCUUUGAAAAAAAAUAUUUUUGAAUUGCGCGCGCACACAUAACAUCCCUGCAUUUGAAACUUCAUCAUCUGACAUUUUAAUUUAAUAUUUCAUUAUAAAAAACAGAUGAGGGUUUCCUUUUAUUGCUUGUUCGGUGAUGAGGUACCUCUUGUACGCACAAAAACCAAUACAGGGAAUGCGAUUUAAGGGAUGUGUACUCAUAUAUAACCAUUUUUUAGUAAGAAAUCUGGAAAUACCCGAAUUAUAUAAUUUCGCUAAAUAAAAUCUCAUUUCUGAGGAAAUAUGGAAAUGUAGGUUCGGCAACAUUGCUUAGAUGUCUAAAACAGCCCAUAAGCUGCACGUGCCAUCUGUGGAGGAAUAGCGAAACAUCAGUUUUGUUGUCAUCUUGUCUAAGCAAUUGCAACCCAUGUCGAUGUUGCCAGCAUGGUAAUAGGAAGGCAUUUAUAUCAUCUUGUGCGUUUACUGAUACUUUGCUUUUCGCACAGAAACAGAAAACGAUAAAAUAAAAUUUGUUCUACCAAUGAACUGGUGUCAUAGCUUUUCCAUGCAUUACGGUUUCAUUCUUAGUCGAAGCAUUGACAUUUGUCUAUCUACCUAAUAAAAACAAUGCUUCAAAUGAUGUUAACGGCCUAAGUCCAGAAUCUAGCCAUGUAGUCUGUUCUUUGAGCUAUUUUCUUCAAAUUAAGUAGGAUUCUUUCCCCUGUUUGCUUCGAAUUUCCUGAAAAACCUUUAUUGUUAGUGACUUUUCCCGAUUUGUACUCAUGUGAUUUAUUGUUAUGUAAAUAAACCGAUUAUAUUUGAAAAA